AUUUGUAGUGAAUGUGACACAGAGCUGGUAUCAUGCAGAGGAGAACCACAACAUCUCACUGGAAUGGAUGUUCCCCACCAGCACGGACCCCUCCCCCAACUCCUUUUAUAUCACUUGUGAGAUGUUAGCUGAUAAGAUACCCGUAGUCGUGUUUCAUCUAUAUGAAGGUGUCGAGGCCCCAGAGGAUCAGGAUAAACGCUUUGCAGGACGAGUCCAGUGGGACAAAGACGUCCUCAGAGAAGGACGACUCAGACUUCACAUCUCCAGACUCCAGACUAAUGACUCGGGGCUGUACUGGUGUCAGGUGCUCACAAGUUAUGGGGUGAACUUUAAGGAAUGUCACCUCAAUGUCGCUGCAGUGAAGGAUCGACCCGAACCUGAGACAAACGAGUGACACCAGUCUGAGAGGAGAUCCUCGGGGAAGGGAUUGUUCU
Messenger RNA from Gasterosteus aculeatus aculeatus (three-spined stickleback), 434 nucleotides. The record is from RefSeq and is a predicted model, not a curated record. Lineage: Eukaryota; Metazoa; Chordata; Actinopteri; Perciformes; Gasterosteidae.